AUGUACCGACGAGCUGGAGCCCCUCGCGCAUCCGUGCGCGGUCAUCGCACGAUUGAUCAGCAGCACUCUCGGGGGAAAAAAAUGCCGCGAUCUGUUGUUGGUGUAUCGUCCAUCCCGCUAUCUAGCCGCUUUACAAGCCUGGCGGAGGAGACGGCGCCCCUCCAAGCGCGAAAGCAACAACACCACGUAACGGUCGUCAAGGUGAAAAAAGACAAGGCCCAGCCCAUAGUGCGUGUAUCGAGUGGGGUAAAGAAAGCGAAUUUAUCUUCUACUACGCGGAAUCAAAUCCAUCAGAAAACGCAAAAGCUUCAACAAGUGGCGCAGAACAAUCGCAACAAACGGUUGCAGAUCGUCACUAAGCGCAGAAAGGGACUCGUACCGCUGGAAGCGAUUGUCAAGGGCAAUCAAAACCAGCCGCUGAAGAGUUCAACCUUGUCCAAUCAGCAAAAAGGUGGGAGGGGAGCCGGUCAUGGAGGCCGGGGUGGUCGAGGUAGUCGAGGUAGUCGAGGUGGUCGAGGUGGCCGAGGUGGCCGAGUCGGUCAGGUAGGACGCGGAAGCGCUAAGGCCAAACUCCCGACUGGAGACGAUCUUGACAUGGAAUUGGAUGAGUAUUGGCACACCGCUGGCAAGGGCCCUGACCCCAAAGCCGCUCAAUUGGACCGUCAGAUGGAAGAGUACUGGGCUGCCAAGCCGGCGCUUGAAAAGGAAAAAAAUUACACCCUUAAGACGGAAGCUGAUGCACCCCCUGAUGCACCCAUGAAGUGA
Messenger RNA from Plasmopara halstedii, 765 nucleotides. RefSeq names its product Friend of PRMT1 duplication. The coding region runs from base 1 to 765 and encodes 254 amino acids. The record is from RefSeq and is a predicted model, not a curated record. NCBI's taxonomy places the organism in Eukaryota, Oomycota, Peronosporomycetes, Peronosporales, Peronosporaceae. The transcript has a single exon.